Aethalodelphis obliquidens (Pacific white-sided dolphin) is the source of this 10052-nucleotide messenger RNA. RefSeq names its product angiopoietin 4 (gene ANGPT4). The transcript is spliced from 9 exons. The record is from RefSeq and is a predicted model, not a curated record. Lineage: Eukaryota; Metazoa; Chordata; Mammalia; Artiodactyla; Delphinidae. Bases 1230 to 2726 code for a protein of 498 amino acids. Gene Ontology annotation, cellular component: fibrinogen complex. Gene Ontology annotation, molecular function: extracellular matrix structural constituent; protein-macromolecule adaptor activity. Gene Ontology annotation, biological process: fibrinolysis; blood coagulation, common pathway; blood coagulation.
CCUUGUGCCAGCAUUGCUGUAACUCAAUUUUCACACCCUGUGAAGUGCAUGGUAUUAUUUCUCUCUGUUCACCGAGAGGAAAUGGAAGCACAGAGAGGUUAAGCGACUUGCCCGAAGUCACACAGCUGAUAAGUGGUGGAGCCAGGAUUUGAAUCAGUAAACAAGUUAACAAGUAAAUCAAAAAUUCCUCAGUCCCCACGCGCAGAACUCAUAUACAUUCCUCAUGCAAGAGAUGGGGUUUACCCAGCUGACACACCAGAGUAUGGAAGCCGAGAGAGGUGAAGUUGCCCACCCAAGGUCUCAGGGCCAGUAGUUGGGGCAGGAGGAUUUAGAGCCAGCUGCCGCUAACUCGGGCACUGCUGCACCCCAAGCUCUUCUCCCCAAAAUCUACUGCCCCAAGACAGGACAAUCUCUCAUUACUGUCACAGCAACGGAGCCAGGGCCACCUUAAGGCCCAAUGUCCCUCCAGGCCCUGAGGGAGAAAGGAGGAUGGGAGCCGCUCCGGCUGGGGCGCCCACUUCCCUGGCUUUGCAAGGAUGUUCUCUGUCUCUAGAAACAGAUUGAACUGGCUGCCUCCUCCCCAGCCUCACCCAUCUGCCCCCCUCCCCUUUGCUCCCUGUAAGGUCACUUCACUGUGUUCCGAGGCUAACUGGGAAUCAAAGGGGGGAAGGUGGAGCGGGGAGAGAAGGGGAAGGCGUUGGGGGCUGAAAUUUGAGAUCCCAGCCUCCCUGUGGGGGGAGGUUGGAGAGAGAGACACAGAGAGACAGAGACAGGAAGAGAGAAUUCGGUUGCCUUUGGUUUUCCAAAGCGGGCAGCUUGGGGGUUUGUGUGUGCGUUGUUUUCUUUCCUCCGCUCAGGCAGGGAGGCCAGGCCUCCCCUGGAUAAUCCAAGGACUCAGGGGCGAGGCAGGCAAGCCAGUGCAGGGACACGGCAGUGUGCGGACAAGAGUGAGGAGGCAGGAAGGGAAAGGGGGAAGAAGAGAGGUGAGGGGGUGUCUGGGGCGGGAGCCUGAGGCGGUGGGAGGAAGCAGAGCAGCUGUGGUAUUUGGAGCAAGUAUAAAUAGCCGCCUGGACGGAGCUUGGCCAAACAGGGCUUUGCAGCUGCAGCGGCUGUGCAGGCGGGACUGGCCACUGUUGGCCACGGUGGGUGCAAACUGGGCAGGGAGACAGGCGGUGGACAGGCACGGCCCCUGGGCUCUGACCUGACACCGCUCGCCAUCACAUCUCUGGAUGCCUUCUCGGCCAGCCAUGCUGCUGAGUGGCCUCCUCCUCGUUGUGGCCACCACGACUGUGGCCCAGCGGAGGGGGCAGGAGGCCGGCGGGCGCCGCCGGGCACACCGAGUCCAGCAUGGCCAGUGCAGCUACACCUUCGUGCUGCCCGAGCCUGAGCCCUGCCCGCCGGAGCCCGAGGCCUUCGGGGGCUCCAACAGCCUCCAGAGGGACUCCCCGGCAGCCGCACUGAACCUAGGGGACUGGCCGACCCAGCGGGUACGACAGCUGGAAAAAAUGCUAGAGAACAACACACAGUGGCUGCAGAAGCUAGAAAGGUACAUCCAGAUGAACCUGAGGCUGGAGCUGGCGCAGGCCCAGCAGCACAUGGUCCAGAACCAGACAGCCACCAUGCUGGAGCUGGGCACCAGCCUCCUGAACCAGACCACCGCCCAGACCCGCAAGCUGACCGACGUGGAGGCUCAGGUCCUGAACCAGACAUCGAGAAUGGAGAUCCAGCUUCUGGAGACGUCACUGUCCACCAACAAGCUGGAGAGGCAGCUGCUGCUGCAGGGCCACGAGCUCCACCGGCUGCAGGGCCACAACAGCGCGCUGGAGACGCGGGUGCAGGCCCUGGAGACGCAGCAGCAGGCGGAGCUGGCCAGCCUCCGCGGCGAGAAGGAGCGGCUGCGGCGCCUACUGGGCCGCCAGAGCGGCGCCCUCGCCGGCCUUGAGCGCAGCCUGCGCGCCGCCAGCAGCAACUCCAGCCUCCUGCAGCGCCAGCAGAGCCAGCUGCUGGAGUCGGUGCAGCGCCUGGUGCGCGUCGUGGCCCAGAGCCCGGCCUCCAUGAGGGCAGCCGAGCAGGUGUUCCAGGACUGUGCAGAGAUCCAGCGCUCCGGAGCCAAUGCCAGUGGCAUCUACACCAUCUAUGUGGCCAAUGUGACAGAGCCCAGAAAGGUAUUCUGUGACAUGGAGGCCAGUGGAGGUGGGUGGACCCUCAUCCAGCGCCGUGAGAAUGGCAGCAUGAAUUUCCAACGGAACUGGAAGGAUUACAAACAGGGCUUUGGCAACCCAGCCGGGGAGCACUGGUUAGGUAACGAGGUGGUGCACCAGCUCACCAGCAGGGCAGCGUACUCUCUGCGCGUGGAGCUGCAAGAUUGGGAAGGCAACGAGGCCUACGCCCAGUAUGAGCAUUUCCAGCUGGGCAGCGAGGGGCAGCUGUACAGGCUUUCCCUGAGUGGGUACAGCGGCUCGGCGGGGCGCCAGAGCAGCCUGGUCCUGCAGGGCACCAACUUCAGCACCCGCGACGCAGACAACGACAACUGCCUCUGCAAGUGCGCCCAGAUGCUGUCCGGAGGAUGGUGGUUUGAUGCCUGCGGCCUCUCAAACCUCAAUGGCAUCUACUACCCGGCCCGCCACCACGUGCGCAAGCUCAACGGCAUCCGCUGGCACUACUUCCAAGGCCCCAGCUACUCGCUGCGCUCUACUCGCAUGAUGGUGCGUCCCACAGACAUCUAAGGAGCAGCCCGCCUGGAGGCUGGUCCCGCAGGAGGACCUGGAUGUGGUAUCCUCUGAACAAGCUGGACCCAAACACAGGACACAAUGCCAGGACCUCGUCCUGGACACCCUGGGUCCCCUGAGCCAGCCCUCCUUACCCCAGGAGUCCAGAAGAGUCACCUCCCUCCCUUUUUCCCUCAAGUUGUGAAAUGGUGGGUGUUUGGGGGUUCCUGCCUCUUCAUUGUCCCUAUUUCCUCUUCUCUCCUGCCUCCUGCAGGGCCCUCCGGCCAGCUUGAGGGUCGCAGUACCCUGGAUGAGCUGAGAACAGAUUUAACUGGGCUCCUCAAAGGAAUACACGACUAGUGGUGGGAUGUGAGGCAGGCGGAAAGGUAUUUACAGGCAGGAAACUGCCCAGAUGGAGGCCCAGAGUCUGUCCCUGGGUUGUUGGGAAGGCCAUCUCUUGUUCCAAGCUUUCUCAGCCUUGAGAUGUCCUUGAGCUUUCUGUUCAGGACUGAAGGAGCUGCAUCCACCCUAUAACGGGAGUUAUUUCCACCCACAUUGUCCACCACUCCUAGGCCCCAGCAUCUAAAGCUCAGAUGUGGUUUCUCAGGGGCUCCAGGAGAUCUAAGAGGGAUUCCUUUACCCCUUGAAUGUCCUAGAAUAUAUUCCAGAGAGAAUAACUAGGACUCCCCUCUAAAAGUACCUGUGGUCAAGUAAGGGAGGGAAACACCAGGUUAAACCAACGUGAACCGGCAUUCUUAGCUGCAGGCCUUGUCAGGGCCAUUAGUGUGGUCAUGUGCUUAGUGACUGCCCAUGAAAGGGCUAGAGUAGGCAGCUUUCCCCAAAUUUAUUUAUUUGAAAAUGGGCCCUGAUUAUCCCAGAGCAUCUCUCAGGGCUGCGGAUACCCUUGGAAAAAGCUGGUCCUUGUAUGUCAUGAGCUGAAACCCCAGGUCACUAUCCCCAGCCCCAGCUGCUUUCACCAUUUCUAGCUACGAGGGCCACAGUGACAUUCUCAGCCUCUAAAAACAACUGGAAGGAAACUUUGGGUUAAAACAGAUACACCGUCGCUGAAGAAGGGUCUAGAACUAAGUUUCCUGUCUGUGCUCCAAGGCUUCUCUGUCCGUAGGAAGCCAGAUCUCUGUCUAGGGGCUGCCCUCAGCACUCCGUGUGACCCCAGCUCAUACCAGCUCAAGUUCAGGGGCUCUUGGGGCCCACUCUGCCUCGAACAGGACACCAAGAGCUGGGUCCAGAUCCCUCCUGCCUCCAAGGCAGAGCCCCUAGCCUCCUCUUGCCUUGUCCAACAGCGAUGCUGCAGCUAGGGCUCCAUGGAGACUGGGCCUUUGCUGAGUCUGGGAGACCACGGGCUUCUCAUGAACUUUUUUCAGAGAGGGGCCACAGCCACUCUGCCACCCAGUCCCAUUACUGUGUCACCCUCCUCAGACCUGAUGAGGCCACCAAAGUCCUGUCGUCCUCAGCCAACACCCGGACCCAGCCCACGACCGACCUGCCCUACCGCCAGGUUGCACCUCUGUCUUCAGAAGGUUUUCUCCUGGAUGGGGCUGCACGGUGGAAAUGGGGCACCUUCAUCCCACUGGGCUCUGCCCCCACCCCUGGGUCCCACCUCGGCCAAUCCACUGAUUAAACCCAGCACAGAUUAAUGCUGAUCUCCUUCAGGGAAACCAAAGGAUGUGGUUGCUAAUGGUGACUUCAGGCAGGAGGGAAAAGUACUUAGGGGCAGGUGGCUGCCCAGGAGGCUGACACCGCCCUAUCCAGCAUUUGCUCGGCCAGCCUUUAUUUAGUGUCUACGGUGUACAGUGUGGUGCUGCUGGCAGGACUUAAGAGUCAGACAGCCCUGCUGCAGCUCUUGAACUUGAAGCCAGUGGCUCAGCCUCUCAAGGCCUCAAUCGUCUGGUCUGUGAAAUGGAGAUGGUGAUAUUCCCUCCUUGCUGUGAUGGGGCAGGAGGAAAUGAGACCUUGUAUUGCAACUUCUUAACAGAGCCUGGCAUGAAACAGGUGCCUAAUAAAUGUUAGUUCCCAAAGAGGUGCAUGGGGUGGAGAAAUCGGCCCCCUAGCGCAUGCCACUCCUUCUUCUGGACCCAGGGAAGGUAAGCAUUUUAUUUUUGUAUCUACAGCAUUUAUUUUUGUGCUACAAGUAUAUAGGCAAUGCUGUGUGCCCCGGGAACAGAGCUCCUCUGGGUGGGGUGAAGUCCCAAAUCCCUGUCUGCCCUCCAGUUGUCUAAGAAGACCAAGAAGCCGAUUUGGGUAGCGCUCACACAUAUGUUCUUUAAAAUAUCCAUCCUUCCUUCUUACUUUCCUUCCUUCUCUGUGCCAGGACUCUCAAGUGCAAGGGAUAGAAACCUUAUCCUGAGGAAUGGAUUGACUCACAUACAGGGAGUCUAGGGAUGGAUUCAGAUGUGGUUAGAUCCAGGUGCUCAAGUGAUGUCCCUCCCCACCUCUCAGGCUUGCCAUCCACCAUGCUGACCUCAUUCUCAGUCACGUUCUUUCCUUAAAGAUGGCUCCAGCAGCCCCAGGGUUGUGGCCUGCCUGCUCAGCAUCCUUCAGACAGAAAGCUCCCCUGUCCCAGGGAUCCCAGCAAGGCAGGAUUCCUUCCAGCCAGGACUGGUCCUGUGUCCAUCCCUGUGCUUAUCACUGUGAUUCUGGUUGACCAGACCUGGGUCACACUAUCAUGCCUGGAACCAGGGGGUGGAGUUAGUUCCCUCCAAGUCAUGUGGACUGGCCUUGGGGAAACUGAGGAGCCACUUUAGGAAGCAGGGAUGCUGGGCAGGCAAGAACAGAGGUUCACUUUUUCUCUUUCCAUCUCUCAGACUCCCAUCUCUCUUAUCUCCAUCUCUGCCUCUUCUCCUAGCCUCCCUGCCCCCAAGGCCCGCCCCUCAGGCUCCAGCUAAUCCCUGGUUUGCCCCAGACUAUCAAGGACACUGCUGUGUUCUGCCCAGAAGGCUCUGCCCAGUCCAGGCUCUGUCACUGGAGCAGAGCCCCUGCCCUCUCUAAGCCUCCAGUUCUCAUCUGUGCAAUAAGGAUGGAGCACCUACAAACAUCUAAAAGAGAGCAACGCUGACUCACCGUGGCUGCAGACAUGAACGGCUAAAGGAUUCUGGGUGCACAAGGCCCUAGGGGGCCUGGCUGGUGAGGUCUUGGCCUUGGGUGGGUCUCCUGGAGGCCACCGCUUGCAGGAACUGGCUUCUGAGAUACCUACAUCUGCAGGUUCCUAUGUAGAAUCCUUGUCCCCUCUCCCUGAAUCAGACCAGCGUUCCCCCAUUUUAGUAGUGAAGAAAUUAGAGCUCAGAGAGGGAAAGUUUCAUCCGAGAGGCACAGCCAGUCACCACCUCCAGUGCACUUGCACCUAUCAGCUGCCUCCCUCGUCCAGAGCUCUCUGGAGGCACAUUGGCACCGACCACAAAAAUGCUGGAGUGGUGUCCCUUCCACCUAUAUCAAGGGCUGAAGGAACUUUCUGGAAAGUUUUCCAAGACUAAUCUGUCUUUCCCACUGGCACCUGGUAGGUCCCGAUGGAGCCAGGCAGGCAGAAUGCAUUCUUCCCACGAUCUCUGCACGUUCGCAGCAAAGGCAGUUGCCACACUGGGGGAGAGAGUUCACUGAGCACAGCCUAGAGACAACAAUCAUGGGUGGGGUAGGAGGUGGCCCUUUGCAGGGGGCAGGGGAUAAGUCAGCAUCAGGAUGGUUUGUCCUGCUGGCUGGGUGAUUUGAUCCCUUUUUCCAGACUUUCCCCCCCGCCAGUGUCCAUCUGGGCCUUCACCUCUCUCACUGAAGAUGCUUGGGAAAGCUAACAGUGUUGCCUUGGCAACAGCAGCAUCAGCAUCUUUUGAUGGAGCAGCCCUUCUGAGAAUGGAAUCUGGUCCAGGCCACAUCCAGCAAAAAUGUGUUACUUUCUUGUGUUAGAUUAACGUGUAAUGUGGCCUGUGAGCUGCUGUUGCCUGUGUCCUGAGGGCAGGGAAGUCCAAUGGCCUUUAACAUCCAACACAUUCCCACCCUCCCCUGUGGGACCUCUCUGAGCCUCACUUUCCACAUCUGCACAAUGCAGAGACUGUGAUCUAGUCAUGGGGAAGUCGUGCAAAUUCAGUGCAGUGGUGGACAUCCAGGCCUGGCACGUUCACUCAUGUAUUUAUUCAUUCAUACACGUAUUCAUUCUUUCACAUGGCAGGGACGUACUGAGGACCUGCCUGGGCCAAGGCCUGCCUCGGUGAUGGGGAGGGAGCAGCAAACGAGAGAGACAGAUGGCCACAGUCCCGAAAUCAUAGAGCUUAACAGGCUAGAGGGAGAGACCCGCCAAAAUAAAAUUAAAAAAAUUUUUUAUUUAACUAAAUUAACUAAUUAAUAUAUUGUAAGUGAAGAAAAUAAACAGGAGUUACAGAUAAAAGAUUUCAGAGGCAGGGUGAUCAGGGAAGGACUCUCUGAAGAGGGACACUUAAACUGAGGACUAAAGGUGAGAAAGAGGCAGCCAGGUGAGGAGCUGGGGGAAGAGUAGGCCCACUGGAGGGAACAGCAUGUGCAAAGGCCCUGAGGUAGUUGUGAGGAACCAUAAGGAGGCUAGUGUGGGAGAGUGAUGCCACUGAGCCAGUGAGCCAAGGGAGAGUGGUGGGAAGAGGUGACCCCGACACCUAUUUCGGAAAUCAACUCCCCACCCCAGUGCCCACGAGGGACUGGAUCCAGCACCACUCUGCCCGAGUUGCUGUGGAGCUGGGGCAAAUUCCUGCCCCUCUCUAGACCUCAGUUUCCUAAUCUGUAAAAUUCAGGAGAGGGAUCGCCUCUGUCUGAAAGUCAUCCAGACCCUGGGUCUGACGUCUGUUGUGUCCACUGCCCUGAGCCUCUGCCACCAAGGGAGUCAGAAGGAGGAAGAGAAAAUAAAAGUCUUGCCACUGGGCUAGACAGGAGUUAGGGGCCAGCCAGGGGCUUGUGUGGGGAUAAGGGGCAUUCACUGCAUGGCUCCUCCGUGUUAGCUCUACACACACCACUUCGGAAUCCUAGUGGGUUCUGUUAUUGCCCCUGUUUUACAAAUGUGGAAACUGAGGCUCAGAGAAGUAAAGUCCUUUGCCUGAGGUCACACAGUGAGUUCUGGUACAGGCCAAGCUGCUGUAGCAGAAAGACCCCAAAACUCAGUAAGUUAAAUAUUUCUCUUUUGUGUAUGUCUGGAGUUGAGCCGUCUAUGUAUGGCAGAGCCACCCACCACCUCAGCUUCCUUCUCUGGGAGCAGGGCAAGCUGUACCCAAAGGUGACAUUUCCCAGCUGGCAGGAAGGGAAGCAGGACAUCCGGCACCGCUCCCCCUCCAGCGCCUGCCCUCUCACCCCAACCUCAUGUUUUGCCUGGAAGAUCCCAGCAGCCUCCCAAUAGAGCCCCAUCUCCAGGUUUGCUCCCUCCUGGCCUACAGUCAUGUCACUUCCCCUGCCUAGAGCCUUCAGCGGCUCCCAAGUACCCUGAGCUCAGCCUACAAGGAGGACUCCUCACCGCCUAGCUCAGCCCCUCUCCAGCUCCCCUCCUGCUGCAGGGGUUCUUAAACUGGAGUGCAGGUUUGGGUCUGAAGUAUUCCUUCUGAAGAGAGGGUCCCAGAUGGCCAUCAGUUGUCCUGGAAGAACUGUCCAUUUCCACUUGACCUUUAUUGCCCUAUGGAACAGAAUGCAGGGCCCGGCAUGCAGCAGCUGCUCUGUCUAAGUAACAUGGUUCUUUGGUUCAGCCCUCUGGUUCUGUAGAGAGCUAGGUCCAAGUCCCACUUCUGCCCCUUUCGAGGAUCAUGCUGGAGCCUCCAAAGUCCACAUGAAGGCUUAGUAAACUGUAAGUGCCCUCGUACUGGGCCUGUACAUAGUAAGUUCUCUGUGAUGUUAUCUCUAAUUAUUUCUCUAUGCCAGGCACCCCACGAAGAACUUCCCUUAGAAUAUCUGGGGAAGCCCUAUAACGGCCGUAUGGGAUAGGUACUAUUAUCAUCUCCCCCUUUUACAGAUGGGGAAAUGGAGGUCCAGAGAAGCCAAGAUACUUGGCCAAAGUCACACAGUGAGGGGUUUCAGAGGUGGUUUUGGACCCAAAUCACCUGCUCCAGAGUCUUAUGUUCCCUGUGACCAAGAUUAAAGGAAAAUAAAUACAUAAGCAAUUGCUGAGUCCAAGCUGACCAGUGCUUGGAACACACAGGAAGAUAAAGGCCAUUGAGUCCUCUGGGUCCUCCUGGGGCAGGGACGGGAGCUUCCUUCCUGCUUCUGACUUCCUGACUCCCCUGCCCUGGCUUCAGAACGUGACCACAGCUCCACCACCCCCCAACUCUUCUGCAAGUAGGACUUAGCUUUCUUGUCUACCUCCUCGGCCUUCUCGCCGCUCUGAUCCCACCUCCGGCUGCACCCACGCACCCCUCCCACCCCGCCCACCAGGUCCUGGGCAGGAGAGGGUCACACUUGUCACUUCCAAUCUGGGAAACAAGGGAGGGCUACGGGAGCCCUGGAAGCCCCCCUGGCUGGCUGAGGCCCGACCCCUCGGUCUGGGAGAGGUGUCAGGAACACAGUCACCCAGGCCUGGUUGUGUCCACAAGUCACAGGGGACUGGACCCUUCCCUCUCUGGGCUUUGCUAUCCUCAUCUGUAAAAUGCGAGUGAGCAGCCCAGCCCUGCUUGCUUCACAGGGUUGCCAUGGGACUCAAGUAAGAUGGUCCCUUCCCUCAGCCAAUGUUAUUGAGUGCCUACUAUGUGCCAGCAACUGUGCUAGGCUCUGUGGACACAGCCAUGAACAAGACAGACAGACACCUGCUCUAAGGUGCCUUCAGUCUGGGGUGGGUGGGAGGAGACAGAAAUUCAAUAACCAAACAACGAAAAGCACAGUGACAGUGACAGGGGAACUCUACAGUGCUAUUGGAGCAAGGAUAUCAACUUAGGGGAUGCGUCCUUGAAGGACGAGGAGGAGUUAGGUAAAGAGGAAAAAGAGGGUUCCAGGCAGAGGGAGCAGCAUGUGCAAAGGCCCAGGGGCGGCUCAGGGAAAAGCUUGAGAACAUUCAGGAAGGGGAAGGAAGAGGCCAGUGCUCUGAAAGAGGCAGAGGAGGCAGAGCCUUGGGUGCCAGACUGAGAAGAGGACACAAAGAUGUGGUCUAAACCGAAGGAAGCCAGGGCCGUUGGGGAGCCCAGAGCCUAUAGGCUUUGCCAUUCUCCAAUGUGAGCAAUGAACCUUGAGCAAGUUACUUCCCCUCUCAGAGCCUGGGUUUUCACUCCCAGUGAAAGAGGGGUCCCAAUACCUAUUUCGCCAAGGCUUUUGAAGAUUAGAGAAGAUCUAUCUACUGUACGUAAAAGACCCUAUCCCAAUGCAAAAGACUUCUCCGUAGAUGAUGACCACUGUUACUCCCAG